AUGAGUUACAACGGUCAACAAGGUGGUUACGACCAAUACAACGCCCAUUACCAGGGCCAAUACAACCAGCAGCAAGGCUACGGUCAACAGCAAGGCUACUCCCAGGGCUACGACCAGCAACAGCAAGGUUACAACCAGGGCUACGACCAGCAGCAAGGUUACCACAACCAACAAUACCAGCAACAAGGCUACAACGGCCAAUAUGAUCAGAACCAAUACCAGCAGGGCGCCCCUGGCGCCGAGGGCGAACGCGGUCUUCUCGGCGCUGUCGGAGGCGCCGCAGCUGGAGGUUAUGGAGGCCACAAGAUGGGCCAUGGUAUUCUAGGCGCAAUCGGUGGAGCAAUCGCCGGACACCUCACCGAAGAUUUCGCCAAGAAGAAGCGUCAGGAGCACAAGCACAAGCCGAGCAACGGCGGUGGUAACAACAGCAACAACUGGGCCCAGUCCCUGGGCGGCGGGUCGAUGUCAUCCUUCCUCAACCAGAAGAAGUGA
This is a messenger RNA of Cyphellophora europaea CBS 101466, 492 nucleotides long. RefSeq lists its product as uncharacterized. Lineage: Eukaryota; Fungi; Ascomycota; Eurotiomycetes; Chaetothyriales; Cyphellophoraceae. Bases 1 to 492 code for a protein of 163 amino acids. The record is from RefSeq and is a predicted model, not a curated record. The transcript has 2 exons.